This is a messenger RNA of Haemonchus placei, 372 nucleotides long. The record is from the annotation of a GenBank genome assembly. Lineage: Eukaryota; Metazoa; Nematoda; Chromadorea; Rhabditida; Trichostrongylidae.
AUGUUCGACAGCGUUAAAACUCAUUGGCAAAUCGGCUUCCUCAAGAAACAAAUUCAACGAUGCUGCACGUCAGUUACUCAAACCUUUAAGGAUUAUGAAAUUGCUGUCAAGAACCCAGAAUUCACGCACUUGGACGACAACCAGCUGGAAUCCUUUCGCUUCGAGGUCCACAGUAUAAAGUCUAAUCUACUCAAGGCCUACAAUCGAGUCACUUUUCUCCACGACGAAUGGGCAAAACAGCAAGAAUCCGAUGCCGACGAAGCCCAGUCAUUUCAUGACUAUAUCACAAAGUAUGGAGACUACCGCACUGCAAUAUCGGAAGCGGUUACUCACCUAGAAGAACUCGAUCUUCCUCUCGACGACCGACGAUAA